AUGUGGUCAGGUGAAAAUAAUUGUUUUAAUCCUCAAGAUAUAAAACAAAUAGUUAGUCAUUCAGCUCCAAUAUUUACUGAUUAUGAACUUUUUCAUAUUCAUACACAAUCUCAAGUGACAUGUUCAGAAUGUAAUUUUAUCGAUACUACAGAUGAAAUAACAACAUUUCUUCCACUUCCAUUACCUUUACAAACUUCAACUUAG
Adineta steineri is the source of this 204-nucleotide messenger RNA. The record is from the annotation of a GenBank genome assembly. Lineage: Eukaryota; Metazoa; Rotifera; Eurotatoria; Adinetida; Adinetidae.